Eimeria maxima is the source of this 3114-nucleotide messenger RNA. RefSeq lists its product as hypothetical. The record is from RefSeq and is a predicted model, not a curated record. NCBI's taxonomy places the organism in Eukaryota, Apicomplexa, Conoidasida, Eucoccidiorida, Eimeriidae. The transcript is spliced from 3 exons. The coding region runs from base 1 to 3114 and encodes 1037 amino acids.
AUGUAUGAGCAGCACGAGCAGCUGCCAAGCAGCAGCAGCAGCAGCAGAUUGGCAGACUUGGGGUUAGCUAGUUUCCGGAGGAGAACCGAUGAACUCUUGGCUGCCUCCCCAAGAGCAGCAGCACCUGCAGCAGCAGCACCUGCAGCAGCAGCACCUGCAGCAGCAGCAGCAACUGCAGCUGCAGAAGAAAGGGUUUCGUCAUUAAUACAGGAGAAGGAGACUAUGCAGCAAACACAAGGAGGGGUAUCUGCUGUUGCUGCAGCUGCUGCAUCUGCUGCAGGUGCUGUCUUUGACAGCCACGUGAAGGACCGGGCGAUGGAGAUGCUGCUGCUGCUUAAAGAAGACCCACAGCCGCCGCAGCAGCAGCAACUGCUUCUGCAGCAGCAAUUGCAGCAGCAGCAGCAGCAGCAGCAGCCGCAGCAAGCCCUGCGUGGUAGGAAACUGCAUGCAAAACUGCAGCAGCAGCUGCGAAAGAGGGCAAAAAGUGCUGCUGUGCGGUGUCGCCGUGGUGUACACCUCCACAGCAGCAGCAGCAGCAGCAGCAGCACGAGCAGCAGCAGCAGCAGCAGCGGGUACAGCAGCGACAGCAGCAGCCGCAGCAAGGGAGGGAAGCAGCAGCAUUGCAGCAACUGCAUGCUGCUGCAGCAGCAACUGCAGCUAGAGAAGCUGCGAAGGAGAGAGGGAGACAAAGAAGCAAAACAACUAUUUAUUCGUGUUGCUGCUCAGGUAUCAGCAUUAAGUGGAGAAGCCCGAGAAGCUGCUGCUGCUGCUGCUGCAGCGGCGGCCACGGCUUCAUACAACAAGCAGCAGGAGCUGCUGCAGCAACAGCAGCAACUGCUGCAGGAGGAGAGGCAAAGAUCUGCUGCCUUGCAGGAGCAGCUCCUCUUGCUGCAGUCUGAAGUUGACAGGCUGCGGCAAUUGCUGCAGCAGCAGCAGCAGCAGGUUGGUUCCCAGGAGCCGCAGCAGCAGCAGCAACAGCUGCAACACAUAAAGGAGCAGGAGGAGAAGCAACAGCAGCAAAUGCUGCUGCUGCUGCAGAAACACUCUGCUUCUUUAGUUGAUCAGCUCUUAGGACAGGUCGAUCCCCUGCUGCAGUUGUCGCUGCUGCGGGUAGAGCGCUUGGGGCUGCAGCUGCAGCAGCUGCAGCAGCAGCAAGGCAGGCAGAAGCAGCGACACCAGCUGCUGCAGCACCAGCUGCUGCAGCACCAGCUGCUGCAGCACCAACAGCUGCAGCACCAACAGCUGCAGCAGUUGCCACUGAAGACCUGGUCUUCCGUUAGUCGAGAAUCAAACAUGCAUCAGGAGCACCAGCAGCAGCAACCGCAGCCGCAGCCGCUGCUGCAGCAGCAGCCGCAGCCGCUGCUGCAGCAGCAGGACUGGCAGCGACAAGUGCUGCUGGCUGGCAGAAGCGGCGAAACCAGCAGCAGCACAAAUGGGCUGUGGGGAAGGCAGGAGCAGAUAGAUGUGCUGCUGCGGCCUCUGGCUGCUAGCAAUCUGCAGCAGCAGCAGCAGCAACAACAACAGCAGCAGCGGCAGCACGCAUUACUGGUUUCGGGGAGUGUGGGGUUGUCCGCAGCUCCUCGUUAUGAUGGCUACCUUGCUGCUGCUGCUCCGUGUGUGUCAGUGCCCUCACCAGGUCCUUCCUGCAGCAGCAGCUUGCUGCCUCCUGCUGUUGCUUUUGCUCGUGCUGCUGCUGCUGCUGAGGGGGUACUGGAAGGGCGUCCUGCAACAGAGGUGCGGCGCUGCUGCGGCUGCUGCAGCGGCAGCAGCAGCCGCAGCAGCAAAGGGCUGCUGCCCCACACCCAAGAGAAUUCUUUCCAGCGAUCGUCUCUCCUCUCAAAUGCAAGUGUGGGCAAACCGCGCCCGCUGUCUGCUGCUGCUGCUGUUCCUGCUGCUGCUGCUGCUGCUGCAGCUCCUGUUGCAGCACCUGCUGCUCCUGCUGCUGCUGCAACUGCUACAAAGAGUGUGUGUGGACACUGGAUUUCUGCAGCAGCUGGGCUGCCUGCAUGCGCUGCUGCGUCUCCUCUUCUUCAAGGGAGACAGGAGCAGCAGCAUAUACUGCCGUCAGAUGUCCCCUUGAGGUCAGUGUCUCCUUGCUGCUCAGCUGUCUCUGCUGCUGAGAGGAGACACUUCGUAGGAACACCAACAGCAGCAGCAGCAGCAGCAGCAGCACCACUAGCAACACCAGGGUCCUGGGGAUUGCCCCUGCCGCCUCCUGUUCCUGCUGCUGCUGUUGGAAUCCGAAGGGAAAUAGAUCAACUGCUGCUGCUGCAGCAGCACCAGCAGCAGCCUGAGCAGCAGCAUCAGCAGCAGCAUCAGCAACACGACCUGAGACAGCAGCAAUCUGCAGAGACCGCUGAGCCGCAACAGCAACACUGUGGCCCCUCUCCGGCUGUUGUAGCAGCAGCACAACAACAGGGAGGAAGCGCAAUGGCUGCUGCUGAUGCUGCUGCUGUUGCGCAGCAGCAACAGCAAGAGCAGACUUCAGAUCACUGGAUGUCCGCGCAACCAGGGCUGCUCCAAGGCACCCGAGAAGGGGUAGGCAUUCAUCAUCAUCAUCAUCAGCAGCAGCAGCAACAAGAACAACAGCAGCAGCAGCAGCAGCAUCAGCACCACCAUCCGCACCAACACCAGCAUCACCAUCAUCACUAUCAUCAUCACGAGCAGCAGCAGCAGCAGCAGCAGCAGCAAGCUUCCGAGUUGCGGUACAAGACAGUAGAGGGUCUCUUUGAUGAUUUAACUUUAACAAGGAGGGAGGAGAAGGAGGAAAGGGGACAGCAACAGGAAGGUAUGGAGGAGACAGCAGGACACUGGCGGGAACUGCGUGCUGCUGCAGGAGAUUUGCUGCAGCAGCAAGACAACUGCAGCAAGCCACCGCAGCAGCAGCAGCUAGCACAGAGCUGCGGUGCCUCUACUCUGUCUGCUGAUCUGAAGCAGCUGUCCCUCCUUGAGGUGCCGCUGCAGCAGCUGCUGCAGGAUCAAGAGGUCUUGCUGCAGCGGCUCGACAGAGCUUACGAGGCAACUGCAGCAGCAGCAGCAGCUCCUUCUCCUACUGCUGCUGAGCGCGACAGCAGCCGACGUCCCAUAACAAAGGACAAGAAAAAGGGGACUUAA